Messenger RNA from Melitaea cinxia (Glanville fritillary), 2433 nucleotides. Its product is annotated as dynein regulatory complex protein 11. The transcript has 11 exons. Gene Ontology annotation, molecular function: ATP hydrolysis activity; ATP binding; protein binding. NCBI's taxonomy places the organism in Eukaryota, Metazoa, Arthropoda, Insecta, Lepidoptera, Nymphalidae. The record is from RefSeq and is a predicted model, not a curated record. The coding region runs from base 1 to 2433 and encodes 810 amino acids.
AUGUCUAAUAAAACUUACAACGACCUACUCUGUGAUACAUCUGAGUUAAUAGUCGAAGCGACGCAAGCAGAUGAAGCUGUUUUUGAAGCGGGAAGCGCUGAAAGAUCAACGCUUCAACCACUAUUAUCAGAAUUGCGUAUAAGAUACACAGUAUUGUUAUCAAGACUUGAUGCUGUGUACGAUCAACUGUUGCAGCCACAAAAGCGCUUGAUUGUAAAGAGGUUGCUUGAAGCUUGCUUGGGAAGACUUUUGGAAAUAAAACACGAUUUGGUAGAGCUUCAUCUUUCUGAUUUUACAUAUGACGAUGACGAGAGUCUAAAAAAAUUAGCAGUAACUCCACAAGAAGCAGAACCUUGCAUCCCACAAUAUUUUGUAAGAGAAAGAGAAGAGGAAAUAGAGAAAAGGAAAAUUUUUAUAACUGAUACAUUGAGGAAACUUGGUUAUGAGACUCCAAAACCAAAGCCCUUAGUGCUCACUGAGCAGCAAGCUGUCACUAUCAUACAAAGUCACGAAAGGGCAAGACAAGGAAGACUAAGAGGACAGUUUAUGAAAGAAAUACGUCUUUUGAAAGAGAAAGGUCGUGAUCAAAAAGGUGAGAUGUCAGCAUCAGCGGCUACUGCUAUUCAAAGGGUUUGGAGAGGCUUUGUCGCAAGACGCGACACUCGGAAAAGAAAAAAACAGGAACAGCUUUUGAUUGGAAUGGUGUUACCGCCAUACUCCGAGUCAAAAGCGAUAGCAAGAUCUGAAGAGAUAAAAGAUAUUCGACGCAAUCUUCAAAAAGAACGAGAUAGUGAAUUUCAAGAGGCUUUAGUCAAAAUUGAAGAACAACUGAGGGCCCAAAAUGAAACCAAGAUAAAUGAGCGAAUUGGCGAUGAAUUGAGAAGAUGGAUAUCAGAAUACUAUGAAAGAACAGGGAAGUUGCCAGAGUUUCCUACAGAGGAAGCUGGUGGCAGUAGAGCAAUGUAUAGUCGACAAGGAACUGGCGUCGACAGUAAUCUUAGCAAAUCGUCACCAGUAUCUUCGAAAGAUUCUAAAAAAAGCAAAGAAAGUAAAGAUAAAAAGAAUAAUAAGUUCGAGGAAAACAAGAAUAAGUAUGAAAUAGACGACUUGAAGAAUUUCAACUGCAGAUCGUCUUCUUUUCUUCAAGAUAUGGUUAAUGCCAAUGAAGAAUAUGAAGAUAUUUGGAAAUUUAAAGAUGAUGAGGCAAAACAUGAGAAAUAUGAUAAAGAUAUGAUAGAAAGAGAAAAAAUUGUAAAAAUCGAGCAAGAAAUACGAAAUAUUGUGGAUGAAUUGAUGAGAAGUGAGUUGGAACUCUUGCAAGCAGCGUUCGACAGAGACAGAGCUCAUAAGGGCAAAAAGUCUAAAAAACCACAAAAAAAAGUACGAAGAGGCGGCAAAAAAAGUAAAAAGAAAAAGGAAAAAGAUUUAACACCCGAUAGAACAACUGAAUCUUUAUUUGAGGAAUUAGUGACGAACGGCAUCAUACGUCCUUAUCCUUUUGUCAAAAUAGACGAUUUUAUAGGAGAAAAAAGCUAUGUAGGGUCUGAAAUGCGAAACCAAGGUCAGGAACCAUUGCCGUGUCUCGGUGAUAUCCGGCAAUUGGUUAAAGAAUAUUGCAUACUUCCAUUAGGAUCUGAAACUGUGAGAGCGAAUUCUCCCCUUGUUCGUUCUGUACUUCUCUCAGGUCCUUCUGGAAGUGGCAAAAAAAUGUUAGUUCACGCGAUUUGCAGUGAAACAGGCGCCAUGCUUUUUGAUCUAACUCCUGCAAAUAUAGUAGGAAAAUAUCCUGGAAAGUCGGGACUCAUCAUGUUAAUACAUCUCGUUAUGAAAGUAUCGAGACUUCUUCAACCAUCGGUGAUUUGGAUGGAUGAAGCUGAGAAACCAUUUGUUAAGAAAGUUCCAAAGACUGAUAAGACUGAUCCUAAAAGACUUAAGAAGGAUUUAGUUAAAAUUAUAAAAGGAAUUUUCCCAGAAGAUCGAGUCCUAUUUGUAGGUACCAGCAGAACUCCUUGGGAUGCCGAACAAAAACUUCUGUUCCAAUGUUAUUCAAAAGUAAUACAAAUACCAAGAGCAGACUAUGGAAGCAUAUCGCUUAUGUGGCGUACAAAACUCCAUAAGGCUGGUGCUCUAUCACCGAGAUUAGAAGUUUCAUGUUUAUCAAGAGUUUGCGACUCUUAUACUAUAGGGACCUUACAUUUAGCAUUGCAUUCAGUACUAACAACCAAGAGAAGGCUCCAGUUACGCGUACGAGCUUUGACUGCUCAAGAAAUUGCUGUACAACUCAGUUCACUCGAACCUGUAUAUGCUGAGCAGGAUGCAGCAGCUGAAUCGUGGUGGCUAAAGACUCCGAUGGAAAGGAAGCGCCAAAGACAUUUGCAAAGAGUUUUAGAAUUAGAGCAAGAAAAUGAAGAAAGAGCUGCAGCUGGAAAAUAA